AUGGCGGCGGCGGCGGGCGCCCCUUCGCCGGGUUCAGCGCAGCAGCCUCCGCCGCCGCCGCCCGAGGAGUCGUCGGACAGCGAGCCCGAGGCGGAGCCCGGCUCUCCGCAGAAACUCAUCCGCAAGGUGUCCACGUCGGGCCAGAUCCGCCAGAAGACCGUCAUCAAAGAGGGGAUGCUGACCAAACAGAACAAUUCAUUCCAACGAUCGAAAAGGAGAUACUUCAAGCUGCGAGGUCGAACACUGUACUAUGCGAAGACUGCAAAGUCAAUCAUAUUUGAUGAAGUAGACCUGACAGAUGCCAGCGUGGCUGAAUCCAGCACCAAAAAUGUCAACAACAGUUUUACGGUUAUCACUCCAUGUAGGAAACUCAUCCUAUGUGCUGACAAUAGAAAAGAAAUGGAAGAUUGGAUCGCAGCGCUGAAGACUGUCCAGAACAGGGAGCAUUUUGAGCCGACCCAGUACAGCAUGGACCACUUCUCAGGGAUGCACAAUUGGUACGCCUGUUCCCACGCGAGGCCGACCUAUUGCAACGUGUGCCGCGAGGCUCUGUCUGGGGUCACGUCCCAUGGACUGUCCUGUGAAGUGUGCAAGUUCAAGGCCCACAAACGGUGUGCUGUGCGUGCAACCAAUAACUGCAAAUGGACCACACUGGCCUCCAUCGGGAAGGACAUCAUUGAGGAUGAGGACGGGAUCGCCAUGCCUCACCAGUGGUUGGAAGGAAAUCUGCCUGUGAGUGCCAAGUGCACGGUGUGUGACAAGACCUGUGGCAGCGUGCUGCGGCUGCAGGACUGGCGCUGCCUGUGGUGCAAGGCCAUGGUACACACGGCGUGUAAGGAAUCCUUAGUGACCAAGUGCCCACUGGGCCUGUGUAAAGUGUCAGUCAUCCCUCCCACAGCUCUCAACAGCAUCGAUUCCGAUGGCUUCUGGAAGGCCACAUGUCCUCCGUCCUGCACAAGCCCCUUGUUAGUCUUUGUUAAUUCAAAAAGUGGGGACAACCAGGGCGUGAAGUUCCUCAGAAGAUUCAAACAGCUGCUGAACCCUGCCCAGGUUUUUGACCUUAUGAAUGGAGGGCCACACCUUGGCUUACGCUUAUUCCAGAAGUUUGACACAUUCCGGAUUCUGGUUUGUGGUGGGGACGGCAGUGUUGGCUGGGUCCUUUCUGAAAUUGACAGCCUCAAUCUUCACAAACAGUGUCAGCUGGGAGUGCUGCCCCUGGGCACAGGGAACGACCUGGCUCGUGUGUUGGGCUGGGGCUCAGCCUGUGAUGAUGACACCCAGCUCCCUCAGAUCCUGGAGAAGCUGGAAAGAGCCAGCACCAAGAUGCUGGACAGGUGGAGUGUCAUGGCGUACGAGACUAAACUGCCCCGGCAGGCCUCCUCUUCUACCGUCGUCACUGAGGACUUCAGCGAGGGUUCCGAGGUGCAGCAAAUUCUCUUCUAUGAAGAUUCGGUUGCGGCCCAUCUUUCUAAAAUCCUGACUUCUGACCAGCACUCGGUGGUGAUCUCAUCGGCAAAAGUGCUCUGUGAGACGGUGAAGGACUUUGUGGCUCGAGUGGGAAAGGCCUAUGAGAAGACGACUGAGAGCUCGGAGGAGUCUGAGGUCAUGGCCAAGAAGUGCUCUGUCCUGAAAGAGAAGUUGGAUUCUCUUCUCAAGACCUUGGACGAUGAGUCCCAGGCCUCGUCCUCUCUGCCCACCCCACCACCCACCAUUGCUGAGGAGGCAGAAGAUGGAGACGGAACGGGCAGCAGCUGUGGGUCAACUGUGGACCGCUCGAUGGGGUCAGCAUGUCCAACCCGGCCACAGAUAUUCAGGCCUCGGGAACAGCUCAUGCUGAGAGCCAAUAGCCUGAAGAAGGCGAUUCGUCAGAUCAUAGAACACACAGAAAAAGCUGUCGAUGAGCAGAAUGCCCAGACCCAAGAGCAGGAGAUGAUCGUCUUAGGUCUCUCUGAGUCAGAGGAGAAAAAGGACCUGAAGUCAGAGGACACGGUGUGCCACAGUGAGAGCUGCGGGGUUGCCAAGCAUAGAAGCCUCCGAAAAGUUUCCAAGUCCCCAUGUGAGAAGCUGAUCAGCAAAGGGAGUUCGGCCUCUCUUCCUCCCCAGUCAGGAAACCGGGAUGGCCUCCCAGCGCUGAACACAAAGAUCCUCUUCCCGAAUGUUCGUGCGGGGAUGUCUGGUUCCUUGCCUGGCGGUUCAGUUAUCAGUCGCUUGUUAAUUAAUGCUGAUCCCUUCAACUCCGAACCAGAAAACCUAGAAUAUUACACAGAAAAAUGUGUCAUGAACAAUUACUUUGGCAUUGGCCUGGAUGCGAAGAUAUCUCUGGACUUCAACAACAAGCGUGAUGAGCACCCGGAGAAGUGCAGGAGCCGAACCAAGAACAUGAUGUGGUAUGGGGUGCUUGGCACCAAAGAGCUGCUGCACAGGACCUACAAGAACCUGGAGCAAAAGGUCCUGCUGGAGUGUGAUGGGCGGCCCAUCCCGCUCCCCAGUCUCCAAGGAAUUGCUGUCCUCAAUAUUCCCAGCUAUGCCGGAGGGACCAACUUCUGGGGAGGCACCAAGGAAGAUGAUACUUUUGCAGCUCCGUCCUUUGAUGAUAAGAUCUUGGAGGUGGUAGCUGUGUUUGGCAGUAUGCAGAUGGCUGUCUCUCGGGUCAUUAAGUUGCAGCAUCACCGGAUUGCCCAGUGUCGCACGGUGAAGAUUUCCAUCCUGGGCGAGGAGGGCGUGCCUGUGCAGGUGGACGGAGAGGCCUGGGUCCAACCUCCCGGAUACAUUCGGAUUAUUCACAAGAACCGGGCCCAGAUGCUCACCCGAGACAGGGCAUUUGAGAACACGCUGAAGUCCUGGGAAGACAAGCAGAAGUGUGAACUGCCUCGCCCGCCAUCUUUCUCCCUGCACCUGGGGAUCCUGUCUGAGGAAGAGGCCACCCAGAUGGACCAGUUUGGGCAGGCGGCGGGAGCCCUUAUCCACAGCAUCCGAGAGAUAGCUCAGUCCCAUAGAGACAUGGAGCAGGAACUUGCCCACGCCGUCAACGCCAGCUCCAAGUCCAUGGACCGUGUGUACAGCAAGCCCAGAGCCACGGAGGGGCUGAACUGCAGCUUUGUCCUGGAGAUGGUGAACAACAUGAAGGCCCUGCGCAGCGAGACAGAGCUGCUGCUCUCCGGGAAGAUGGCCCUGCAGCUGGACCCCCCUCAGAAGGAGCGGCUGGGGGCUGCUCUCGCCGAGAUGGACCGGCAGCUCAGGAAGCUGGUGGACACCCCCUGGCUGUGCCAGCCCCUGGAGCCCAGUGAUGAAGAGAACGUGAUGGAUCUUACCAAACGCAGCCGCAGCGGGAAAUUCCGCCUGGUGACCAAGUUUAAGAAGGAGAAAAACAGCAAGAACAGAGAUGCCCACAGCAGCCUGGGAGCUCCGGUUCACCUUUGGGGGACAGAGGAGGUUGCUGCCUGGCUGGAGCACCUCAGUCUCUGUGAGUAUAAGGACAUCUUCACUCGGCACGACAUCCGGGGCUCCGAGCUCCUGCACCUGGAGCGGAGAGACCUCAAGGACCUCGGCGUGACCAAGGUGGGCCACAUGAAGAGGAUCCUGUGCGGCAUCAAGGAGCUGAGCCGCAGCCCCCCUGCCACCGAGGCCUAG
This is a messenger RNA of Pipistrellus nathusii (Nathusius's pipistrelle), 3630 nucleotides long. Lineage: Eukaryota; Metazoa; Chordata; Mammalia; Chiroptera; Vespertilionidae. The record is from the annotation of a GenBank genome assembly.